Corylus avellana is the source of this 882-nucleotide messenger RNA. The record is from RefSeq and is a predicted model, not a curated record. NCBI's taxonomy places the organism in Eukaryota, Viridiplantae, Streptophyta, Magnoliopsida, Fagales, Betulaceae.
AUGUGUAGGAAAUUAUGGGGAAGCUUUUCUGAAGAUAAAAGGACCUCCUUUACGUACCUUGACUGCUUAUGGUUUCACUUGUAUAGGAGACAACCCUAUAAAGCCAAAGUGCUAACAUGGAUUAAGAAUAAGCACAUUUUUUCAAAGAAAUAUGUUUUGGUUCCUAUUAUUUGCUGGGAUCACUGGAGCCUCUUGAUCUUCUGCCACUUUGGUGAGAGCUUGCAAUCAAAAACCAGAACACCAUGCAUGUUAUUGCUGGAUUCGCUCCUAAUGGCAAAUCCAAGGUGGGUUGAACCAGAUAUAAGAAAGUUUGUGUUGGACAUUUAUAAAGCAGAGGGUAGGCCUGAGAAUGAGGACUUUAUUUAUCGAAUUCCUCUCCUGGUGCCUAAGGUUCCUCAACAGACAGGUAAUCAGGAAUGCGGUAGUUUUGUUCUUUACUUUAGUAAAUUGUUCGUGGAAGGCACUCCAGAGGAUUUUAGAGUUGAGGAUUAUCCUUACUUUGUAAGUUUCAGCUGGCUGUCAUGUUUAUUGCUUCAGGCGCUUCAUACAAUAAACAUGACAACCAGCGGAAACUUACAAAGUUUCCGACCAAAAGUAGUCUGUGAAGGAGUUCCUCUUUUCGUGGCUGCUGAUGAUAGCUUAAUGGCUUCCUUAGCAGUAAUGAACUUCACUUUGCCAGUUUCAGCAGGCUUUUGCCUUUUAGAAUAUGCCUACCCCCCAGAACUGGGACCUACUGUAUGCAUACCAUCUCGGCAGCCUAUUUCAGAGGAAUCCAAUGUCAUAGUUCUCAUCAUACAUUUCUUAAAACAAGCUUCAGGCAAAACUAUAUUGCUUGACAGACAUGAUUCACAAGUUCAAUUUUUUGUGUUAUCGUUGGAAUAG